Molecule: messenger RNA, 1396 nt
Organism: Beta vulgaris subsp. vulgaris (sugar beet)
Lineage: Eukaryota; Viridiplantae; Streptophyta; Magnoliopsida; Caryophyllales; Amaranthaceae
Product: carboxylesterase 1
Exons: 2
Coding region: 302-1312 (336 amino acids)
Molecular function (GO): hydrolase activity
Source: RefSeq, a predicted model, not a curated record
AAAAAAAAUUUAAAACAUUAAAUGAAGAUCUACCAAGCUAAGUUUCCCUUAAAUGAACCCUUUGACGCUUACAAACAAAUAACAAGUUGAAAUUUCUUUCCCCCCCUUCAUUCGACAUGACAUUUAUGAUUCAAAUUAUUCUCACGUUUAUCAACCAACUUGCCAACUUCACUAAUAAGUGGUAGUUAUCCCGUCAUAAAAAAAAAAAAGUGGUGGUAGUUAUAAGUUUCCGUUCGAACUCACCAAAAUUGAGAAUAUCAAAGAACAAAGAAGAAGAAACCAACCAAAAACAAAUCCAAUAAUGUCUAAUGGUCAAGAUCAAAACUCAACACCAAUCUGCACCGUUGAUCCUUGUGAAUACCUCCAAAUCAAGCGAAACCCAGAUGGUACAAUCACUAGAUUCUUAGAUAUACCAUCUACACCUGCCACACCAGAUCCCAGCUCUCCGUCCCCUAUUCUCUCCAAAGAUUUCCCAUUAAACCCAACUCACAAAACUUAUGUUCGAGUUUUCAUUCCCAAAAGUGCUCUUUCUGAUCCUUUAAAUAAGCUCCCUAUCAUUGUAUACUAUCAUGGGGGUGGUUUUGUGCUUUUACAUGCUGAUUCUUUCUUUCAUCAUGAUAUUUGCUCGGCGGUGGCAUCUUACGCGCUGGCUAUUGUCGUCUCUGUCGAGUAUAGAUUGGCCCCCGAAUAUCGGCUUCCGGCAGCUUACGAAGAUGCCGUGGAUGCUCUGCACUGGAUCCGUUCCUCAGCUGCUGAUCCUACUGAUGAAUGGCUGUUCAAGUAUGGGAACUGUCAUAACUGUUUUUUGAUGGGAACAAGUGCAGGAGGUAAUAUAGCUUAUCAUGCUGCUUUAAGGGCAUCAAAUAUGAUGGACAAUCUCCACCCAUUAAAAAUCAAAGGUAUAAUUUUGCACCAUCCAUUUUUUGGUGGGUCGUAUCGCACAGAGUCGGAGUUAAGACUGAUUAACGACCCAUUUUUGCCAUUAUCGGGUAACGAUUUAUUUUGGGAGCUGUCGUUACCGAAAGGGGCAACUCGAGACCACGAGUAUUCCAACCCAUUAUCAGAUGAUGGGCCAGAUCGGAUGAAGAGGAUUAAGGAUAUGGGUUCACGAGUUUUGGUCACUGAUUGUAGUGGUGACCCGCUUAUCGACCGUUUGUUGGAGUUUGUUAAGGUGUUAGAGGAAAAUGGUGUAAAUGUUAAGGGACAUUUUACUCAAGGUGAUUAUCAUGGAGUGGAGAUUAUUGAACAUAAAAAGUGUGAAGAAUUGCUAGUAGUUCUUCGAUCAUUUGUGAAAUCUUGUAUGGAUGCUUAAAAUUGUGGAGGUCCGUUUGAUUUAACUUAUUUUGUCUUAUCUUAUUUGAAUUUAUCAUAUCUGAACUUAUCUUAUAUGAUUUAA